AUGUCUCAAGAAGAAGUGAGUUUCCCCAUCAAGUUGAUCACGUGGUCGCCCCAUAUCAACAGCUCAACAAGCAUCACCACGCCGGUGCUACUCCAGGAUAAGAACGGCCCUUGUCCCUUGAUCGCUCUCGUGAACACGCUACUUUUACACCAAGACAUCACUGCAGUCGAGGAAAUCGUGCCAUUGCCAGCUUCGAAACAGACCAAGGCGGUCGCCAACCUCAAGUCGGAACUCGUGGAAUACUGCCACACUAAUGCCAGCCAAAAGAUCAAAUUGGACGAGAUUUUGCUCUUGGUGGGCGACUUGCUCUUGACGUUUGCUGAAAAACUGCCGAAGUUGAACUCGCGAGUGGUGGAUCGGUUAUUGCUGCAAUUGCCGAAGUUGCACACGGGCUUAGAUGUCAACCCGGAUCUUUUGGAGGGUGACUUUGCCCCGAGCUUGGCGACGCAGUUGUUUAGUAUAUUUGAGUUGCAGUUUCGUCAUGGUUGGAUUGUCGACCAGAAACACAAAGAGACAAGGGUAGUUGAUGACGAGGAGGAAUCUGUGAGCCGAUUUGAUGAAGUUGGAGGUGCUGGCGAUGACGAAGAUGAUCACGCGCAGUUGGUCAAGACUUUAAGGAAUUUGAAAACUUUUGAUGACACCCAGGACUACCUUUUUGUCCAAAGCGAAGACAAAAGCCCCGAUCCCGAAACAAUACGAAGCCAUAAUUUGAUAAGCAGUUGGCUUGAUGAAAACUGCACUCAGCUCACCCGCGAGGGACUCACCAAGUUGAACUCGGACUUGCACAAGAACCAAUUUAUAAUAUUUUUCAGAAACAACCACUUCAACACCUUGUUGAAGCGGGGAAAUGACGAGUUUUACCUCCUCGUGACUGAUUCCGCAUUCAGAAACAAGUCCUUGAGCAAUCAGAUUGUGUGGCAGAGUCUAACUUCGGUCUCGGGACAAGGAGAUUUGUUCUUCACGGGGGACUUCUCACCCGUGUUGGACAUCGACCAGGACUUGAGCUAUUCUAAUAGUAAUAGUCUAGCAGCGGGUAGCCACCAUGGGUAUGGGGAAACUUUUGAUUCAGACUUGAUGCUCCUGAGACAACUUCAAGAAGAGGAAGAUGCUGCGAUUGCGAAACAGAUGCAGGAGAGGUAUAACAAGAGGCAAGAACGGUCGCAGCAGGGACAAAUGGGCCAAACUACGCUGCAGCAACUUGAUGACAAGACACUGUUGAAGCUGAAGCUAAAACUGACGCUGAAACAGAAAUCUGCACAACCCACGCAAUUCGCACAGCCUACAUCAGCCAUGACGUCCGAUGAAAAGACAGUGCAGUCAGCAGAGUUGACUCCAAAAGAAGGCAAAAAGAGAAAGAAACUAUUUGGGAUAUUCAGCAAAGGCGGGUAG
Molecule: messenger RNA, 1389 nt
Organism: Lodderomyces beijingensis
Lineage: Eukaryota; Fungi; Ascomycota; Pichiomycetes; Serinales; Debaryomycetaceae
Source: the annotation of a GenBank genome assembly